This is a messenger RNA of Zootermopsis nevadensis, 1670 nucleotides long. RefSeq lists its product as uncharacterized. Gene Ontology annotation, cellular component: nucleus. Lineage: Eukaryota; Metazoa; Arthropoda; Insecta; Blattodea; Termopsidae. Gene Ontology annotation, molecular function: RNA polymerase II cis-regulatory region sequence-specific DNA binding; zinc ion binding; DNA-binding transcription factor activity, RNA polymerase II-specific. The record is from RefSeq and is a predicted model, not a curated record. Gene Ontology annotation, biological process: regulation of DNA-templated transcription.
UCGCGACAUCCCUGAAAUAUUCCUUUUAAGUGUCAAGAAACACGUUGUUUACUCGUUAUUUCCGUGUUUUUAAUUGGACUGUUUUGAUAUGUAUUCUCUCGUUUCAAUCGGCAGCAUCUUUUCAAGCGCACGCAAUCGAAAUUGUAUUGAGCUGUGAGCGUCGUAUGAAAACGACGCUGUAACCAGCGUCAUUUGUUCAUCGGUGUUUUUACGGCGUCGUCGUUAGAGGUCAUAAGUAAAAAGAUCGUUAAUAAUCAAGAAAAUCCUUUAUAUAGGCCUAUUUUAUGAAAUGGACGACGGUUGAAAAAGAGGGGAAAAUGGGGACGGCACCAAAUUUAGAGAAAUUAUGCCGUAUUUGCACUGCUGAACAAACGGAUAAUAUUCUUAUAUUUAGUGAGGAAGGGAAGAAACUUUAUUUAGAAGCGAAAAUGAAGAAAUAUUUACACAUAGCGGUUUCAAUUGAGGAUAUUUUACCCAAAAUGGUUUGUACAAAUUGCUGCAAGAAAUUGGAUAGUAUACACCGUUUUGCGUGCAUGGCAGUAAAAAUGCAAGACAAGCUGAAGAUGUUGCUGGAAACUCCCUCGUCUACAGAAGAAGUAAAGAAGGAACACAGCAUAUUGCACUCCAUACUUAGCAAGGGAGCUGAACCAGAGUGUGAGGUUACAGAAGUGGAGGUGCGGGUAGAUCCCAUGCUUUUCCUUUGUGCUCUGGAGGAAGAUGGCAGCAGUGAUGAAGACAAUACUACUGACAGUUUGUGCCAUCAGACUUCUGCUCUAAAUGACAUGGAGCAGGCAACAUUACCUCCUUCACAAUUAGCAGUUGUCUCACCUGCAUCACCUGCCACAGUGCCAGCUUUGGAGAAGGAAAUAAAACCUUAUCGCUGUUCAAUUUGUACGAGAGGUUUUAACAAUGAAAUUGGAUUACAGAACCAUCUGUGGAGCCAUCUUCCUCCAGGGCGUCGUAUUCUUACAAGUACUGACAACAACAGCCAGCUACAAAGACAAUCACCUGUGUAUUCAUCACGAGGAGUAUUGCAUACCAACACCAAUCCUUCAGUUACCAAUAGCAACAAUAUGAGAUUUGUAUGUCCCAUCUGUGGUAAGAGAAUUUCAACCAAAGGAAACCUAAAAGUGCAUCUUGAGACUCACCGGCCGAAGGGGAAGUACGGUUGUGACAUUUGUGGCAGAGUGUUUAAAACACAGUCUAAUCUGUACCGCCAUAAGGAUUAUCAUGGAGGUAUACAAUUCCCAUGCAGUGUAUGUGGAAGAGUGUAUCCCACAAACAGCACACUUCGAGCCCACAGCAUUACUCAUAGUGACCUGAGACCUCAUGCAUGUCCACUUUGUGACAAGACCUUCAAACGUAAUCAGGAUCUCAAGUUUCACAUCAAUCAGCACACUGGUGCACGACCUUAUCAGUGUCCAUAUUGUCCUAAAGCUUUUGCUAGCUCAGGCAAUUGUUUCUCACAUCGGAAAAGAAUGCAUCCCCAGGAGGUUGAACGUGACCGAGAACGAGCCGCACAGAUAAUGCGGUGAGAUGAUGAUAGCUGCUAGCAGGAAUUUUUGCUGUAAAAAGUAAGGUCUCUUCCCACUUGUAUCAUAAUAUAGAUAAUUUUGUCUUCACACUAUAGUUGUUGCUACCUGAUCAUCCACAGGUAAGGUUUUCUUCUG